AUGGCUCUUGAUGCAAACGCAGAUCGCGGACGAGAAGUCGUUAGCUAUGUUCGAGUCGGGCGUGGAAUGGUCAAAAUUACCAAAUACGAAAGCGAACAGCCCAAGUCGCCGUCGGAUACGAUGAGUGUACGUUCCCAUUCGAGUUCAGGCCAUUCGGUAUCUACCACAGGCACGGCCACGCGUACUCAUGGAUGGCUGAAACGUCCACGUGCAAAAGGUUCAAGCAAGCGAGCACCAAGUGCCCACAGAAACCGCUCUCGGUCCCGCUCGAGUGCACGAGCUGUGCAUUCCCUCCGUCGGCCAGGCGGGUAUAUGCGCUCAGAACACGAUCUGCUGCCAUCAAAUGAGCACCACUCGACCAACGCCACACCUUCGGGCCGACGAGGAAGACUGGAACCUGAAGGACUGUUUCCUCUCAACAGUCUGCCAGUUCCAGGGUCUCUACGACCGGAGGAAUCACCUUACGGCAAGGAUGGCAAUUACCCGAAAUCUGCUCCGCUUUCAUCCACCGAGCGGGGUCGCGGUCGCGGUCUUCAUAUAUCUCCUCUAAGCACAUCGCCCAGCCAAGCUGCCUCUCAUCCAUCCCCCAGCACACUUUCUUGGACAACGGAUUCGGAGAUUGAUCCCGCUGUAGACGCCGAAAUGUGGUCGCACAUCACCCGGCUCGAGGACGAGCUCGUAUCCCGUUUUGGCCGAGGCGCCGUCCCUCAACUCUCCUCUCUCCGAAACGAAAAGUCCUCUGCACCGCCUAUGACCAGCGCGGGAGGAAAACGGGACCUUUCUCCAGCACUCCCAGACGAACUCGUUGCUGCGCUCCAGCGCGACCCUCCGGACCCACCUGCUCUACGACCGAGCGAAAAACUGAAACAACGCUCGUUUGAGCCGAUUAACGUAGCCGAACUCCCGCGGCGCGUGCACCGGGCAAAGUCCAGUCCGACGCUUGCAUUUCCUUUACCUCCACCUACGAUUCCAGAUUGGCUUAAUAAUACGCCACUUCCUACUCUACCAGCGGGCGUUGCGUGGGGUAUCGCGCCUUCCCCGGCGACGAUGCGCACAAAAGCCGGUCCACCCCCAUCGUUCCCGCCGCCUCCCAAUUUCCCGCCGCCUCCUCCGCCGAGCACGAAACCCGGAGCAUUGGAUGCGACUGAAGAUUUGGAAGCGAUAGAGGCGUUGUGUCGCAUUUUGGCAGAAAGACCAACGAAGCCUGAAGCUGGGAUUGGCAAACCAAGUGGUGGUACAUCUCGGCCCGGGGAGCUCGGAAGAAAUCGAAAAGAUCUCCGUCUCGGUGACCUCAACCCUGGAAGGGGCGGUGGAACUACGCUUUCUAGGACCCCGAAAGAAACAUUGCCCGAGGAGGACCAAGGGAGCAGGACACCUCGGAUAACAAAUGCAGUGUAA
Molecule: messenger RNA, 1398 nt
Organism: Rhizoctonia solani
Lineage: Eukaryota; Fungi; Basidiomycota; Agaricomycetes; Cantharellales; Ceratobasidiaceae
Exons: 2
Coding region: 1-1398 (465 amino acids)
Source: RefSeq, a predicted model, not a curated record